AUGAGGACAACCAAUGUCAGACAUGUGGUGACCGAUUUAGUGGGUGAUUGGGGUCUAUGGCAGCUAAAUAUUGUUAUGUUUUCAAUCAGUAUAUCCCUGUUUUCAGCACUGAACAACCUGUCCGUAUCGUUUUAUGCGCCCAAUAUUAAGUACUGGUGCACCGAUAAUGAUACUACUACUACAACUACCAGUGCUAGCAAUCAGACAUUUAAAUCAACUGAUUAUUAUUGUCUGAAUGGUUGUCAUAACUGGACGUUUGAUAAAUCAGUGUUUAAAUCGACAAUCAUUGAUGAGUGGGACCUAACCUGCGAUAAACAUGGAUUGGCAUCGCUAUCUCAAUCACUAUAUAUGGUUGGCUAUGUAUUGGGAGCCUUAAUAUUUGGCUGUCUAUCAGAUCGUUUCGGUAGACAACCGAUACUAUGGUUAACAGUUAUACUAGAAAUAAUGGCCGGCCUAUCCAGUGCACUGGCCGUCAAUAUUAUACAGUUUAUUAUAUCGCGUAUGAUAUUGGCAUUUGCAUCAAACGGCCGAUUGUUGACCACAUUUAUGUUAGUUAACGAAUGUGUGGGCACUAAAUACAGGGCCACAUUUGGUAUGGCUGUCCAAAUUGGUUGGGCACUCGGCUACUGUCUACUACCAGGUAUUAGCUAUAUGUUGCCAAACUUUAGGCACCUGUUGUUAGCUACGUCUAUACCUGAGACCAUAUGGUUGGUUUGGUUGAUAGUCAUACCCGAAUCGCCCCGUUGGCUGUUAGCCAAUGGACAGUUAGGACGGGCUGAGCGGGAAAUAAAACGGGCGCUUAGAUUGAAUAAAUUGUCUGACAAUUGUCUAGAUAGUCAACCAUCAAUUGAAUUGUCCAAAAUUGAUGUAACCAACAGUGAUGAUGAUAAUAGUGAUGAGAUAACCAUAAAAUCAAAUAAUGAUAAUAAUAAUAAUAGACAUAAACCCCGAUUUUACGAUAUAUUUAUGCUACCAAACCUCCGUAGGACAACCCUAAUCAUGUACUUCACAUGGUUUGUCAACUCGUUUGUCUAUUACGGCAUAUCAUUAAACAUCGGCGACUUCGGUGGCAAUUUGUUUAUCAAUUUUUUCGUUGCCGGUCUGAUUGAAUUUCCCAGUUAUCUGUUUCCGUUGAUGGCUUUCCCCUAUAUUGGACGUCGACCCCUGACCUCAGGACUUAUGUAUCUGAGCGGACUGUCGUGUUUGGCUGUCAUACCUCUACUAACAGUGCCGAGUGUCUGGCCCCGACUAACCGUGGCCUUGAUUGGCAAAUUUUUUAUAACCAGUUCCUACGGUGUUAUCUAUGUCUAUGCGGCGGAAGUCUAUCCGACUGUUGUCCGACAAGUGGGUGUCGGUUCGUGUUCAGUGGCCGCCCGUUUCGGCUCUAUAUUAGCCCCGUUUGUCAAAGAGCUGAAUAUCUAUACCGGUAUGAGUGUCGUAAUGUCCAUUUUCGGUGGUCUGUCCAUUGCCGACGGUGUGUCAGCACAUUUUCUACCCGAAACUCGUGGCCAACAAAUUGCCGAUACUAUUGAUGAAGCGGAACAACUCAAUAGGAGGCGCACAAUAAAUAUAAAACAAACAAACAAUGGUGCCUACAAUUUACAUGUAACUAAUUUGAUAGAAAAAACAUAG
Messenger RNA from Oppia nitens, 1632 nucleotides. RefSeq names its product organic cation transporter protein-like. Gene Ontology annotation, biological process: transmembrane transport. Bases 1 to 1632 code for a protein of 543 amino acids. The record is from RefSeq and is a predicted model, not a curated record. Gene Ontology annotation, cellular component: membrane. Gene Ontology annotation, molecular function: transmembrane transporter activity. NCBI's taxonomy places the organism in Eukaryota, Metazoa, Arthropoda, Arachnida, Sarcoptiformes, Oppiidae. The transcript is spliced from 6 exons.